UGCCCAUUCCCCAAGUUCACUCGUCUCCUGAUACACAUCUGAGAGCCUUCAGCAGACACUCACAGUGUGGUCUACUUACCUGACCUAUAAACUCAGCCUCCACUGCAAACUUACGCUUGUCUGGUCGCUUCUCGUCUGCUACUUCCCCUCCAACGUACACCUGUUGCAAUUGCCAGCAAUGUCAAAUAUUGGGGGUGUGGCUUGCCAGACCUUCCUGGUUUUGGUUAGCACAGGUUGCAUGUCCUGGAACAGGUCUGAAUCAGUUGGGACGACAGUCACACUGAAUGGCUCCAUAGUGUUCCAAGACUCCUCCCACUCCAUCUCCUGCCCAGUGGCUGGUGAUGUACCCACCUAACACCACACACCUUUUUACACAAUACCCACAUGUUACAGGUCAAACCUCACAUUUCCAGUCAUGGAUUGUUUUGAGUUGGCGCCAGGCGAAACCUGCUGGCGUCUGAGCAACAGACUAGCGACUGUUUUGCAGAGGCUCACAAUGCUCACCCAGAGCCACACAAUGGCGCUGCAUACCUUUCUUCCUACCAUGUUGGCUUAUCUCUUAGCGCACCCGCCGUAGCGCGCGCAUUUCGCGCGAAAACCGCACGCGCACGUGUGUACAAAAAGGGCCAGCAUAGCACAAGAGAUAAGCAGGGAAGAUGAGGUUUGCAGUUUGUCUGCUGGUUGCUGCAGUGAUUAGACUCACUGUGGCCGACCCACCCGUCUCGCUGGACAAAGAUAGCUUUACUGAAACAGUUGGUGCGGGAAACCCAGUCUUCGUAAAGUUCUUUGCUCCAUGGUGCGGUCACUGCAAGCGGCUGGCUCCCACUUGGGAUGAAUUGGCGGAGAAGUUCUCUGGAACAGGCAUCGUUACUAUAGCUAAGGUGGACUGCACGGAAGAAACGUCCCUGUGCGCCGACCAUGGCGUCCGUGGCUACCCCACACUGAAGCUGUUCCGAGAAGUGGACAAUGUGACUCCAUACCAAGGAGCCAGAGAUCUGGAGAGUCUGUUCCAGUUUGUCAUGGAGACGGUGGCCGGAGCUGCCCAGCAACAGGAGACUGAGAGCAAGUCGGAGGAGGAGGAGCCAGAGCCCAAGGCAGCUGCGGAUGUGGAGAGAGACGAACACGGGCUUCUCCACCUCACUGAUGCCAAUUUCAAUGAUGUCAUCAACAACAAGGAGGGAGUCCUGUUUGUCAAGUUCUAUGCUCCAUGGUGUGGACACUGCAAGCGACUGGCACCAGUGUGGGAGCAACUCGGAGAACAUUACCGUGACAACGACCAUGUGGAGAUUGUCAAAGUUGACUGCACCGUAGAGAAGAAGACGUGUCAGCGCUACGAGGUGCGAGGAUACCCAACUCUCAUUUUCAUUGCUGACAGCAUAGUGCUGGAGAAAUACAGUGGCAGCAGGACAUUUGAUGAUCUUGUCCAAUUUGUGGAGGACAACCGCAUUGACAAUUAGCCACCAUUGUCAUGGUUGUUGGCAUUGUCAUAGUGGAAUGUUGUAAUCACUAGGUUAAAAACUCUAUUUUUCACAAUUCACACACAAAAUCAAAAAAUUGAAGUAAUCACAAUUCAACAUCUUCAAUGGUAAUGGGCGAGGGUUCUUUUUCUUUACGAACAGUCUGUAAAUCGACUGGCGGCUCUUUAGUUAGUGUUGAUGAUGGUGGAUCGGCUUCAGGUGGGGGGGUACCCCUGUUGUCAUGGUAAAUAACGAGGGUACCAAGGAGCCUGUUCAACACAAAGGGGAGAAUGGUUACUAUGGUAACAAUAGGAGAUCACAGACCUCCUGAGGAGGGGGUUGGAGGGAGGGGAGAUGGUGUGUGGGAGGAGCCACCAAUUCAGACCAAUCGUAACCAGCAGAACUCCUGCCCACUACAGGAAGAUCAUCCUCAAGCAUGGGAUUAGUGUCUUUUGAUAAAACAUGGGGUUGGUGUCUUUUGACAAAGGAACUGGUGAUCAUACCCACAACUACACAGAUCGAGGAAAGAUGGCUGAUCACCUGUGAGAGAGUCAUGGCGAGACUUUCAGUUGAGAGCUGCCACCAGCUGGGGUCGGUUCGGAUGGUGUCAACAAUCCACCAGACAAUCAGCACAACUCCCUCCAACGGUGCUAUGAACCUGUCAGAGAUGAGAGAGACCUGCUUACAGCAGAACGGAGGACCAGAUAUAUCUCUCACAUGACAACCACCCACACCCAGGGAAGAGGCCAGUCACCCACACCAAACUGAAGGUAGAGCCUCCGACGGAAUUUAAUGAUGUUGUAGCGAAAAACGAGGAAGAUGAGGAAGCAGCCGCAGAGAAUGAGGGCAUACCUGUAGACAGUGGAGGAAGGUACGGACAGACAAUAUUAUAGUGCACCCCUUACCCCCACACAGCAUCUUGGUUGACAAGCACUGACAGGUCAAGAGCAGAGGCAGUUCCGAGGAGAAAAGAGCUCACUCCAAUCACAAUGGUGGCUGGUAUCCUGCGAACUGGUCAGCAGACAAGACUCAACCCCCAAUCAACCAGAGGCCUACCUCCAAAGUCAGUGAUGGUGUGGAUGGAGAGUUCAAGAAGAGAAAUGAGGGACGAGAGGCCAGCCAGAGAGAGGCAGAAGAAGAAGGCAAUGGCCAGAAAUCGACCUCCACUGCCGAUGUUGUCAAACAGAACUGGCAUCCUGUACGAGGGACACCAAUCAGGAAGUGGGCGGAGUAAUGGGUGUGGUUACCAGAUGAAUGUAAGUCCAGUGUUUGCCUCUCCGUUAGUCUUGAGAGUCUCGACGACCUCAGCCAGAGGCACGUUCUCCUGGUACUGGACACUGAAGACUGUGGCGAAGACCGUGAUUCCACAAAGCAAGCUGACAAUGUUGUUGAAGAAAGGAGUUAGCAUGCCCAGCCGAACUGCACCCUGUGUCCUCUUCAUGAACGUGGCGUACGUGAGAAACAGACC
Messenger RNA from Geodia barretti, 2925 nucleotides. The record is from the annotation of a GenBank genome assembly. NCBI's taxonomy places the organism in Eukaryota, Metazoa, Porifera, Demospongiae, Tetractinellida, Geodiidae.